AUGGUGUCCCUGUCCCUGUCCCCGUCCCUGUCCCUGUCCCUGUCCCUGUCCCCGCCCCUGUCCCUGUCCCCGCCCCUCUCCUUGUCCCUGUCCCCGCCCCUGUCCCCGUCCCUGUCCCUGUCCCUGUCCCCGUCCCCGUCCCUGUCCCCGUCCCCGUCCCCGCCCCUGUCCCUGUCCCCGCCCCUGUCCCUGUCCCCGCCCCUGUCCCCGUCCCCGCCCCUCUCCUUGUCCCUGUCCCCGCCCCUGUCCCCGUCACUGUCCCCGCCCCUGUCCCCGUCCCCGUCCCUGUCCCCGUCCCCGUCCCCGCCCCUGUCCCCGUCCCCGUCCCUGUCCCUGUCCCUGUCCCCGUCCCCGUCCCCGUCACUGUCCCCGUCCCUGUCCCUGUCUGUCAGUGACUUCCUCCUGCACCUCCCUGCUUUGUAUGUGCGCCCCGUCCUGAGAAAAGAUGUCGGACCUGACUGCCGGCUGAUCCCUGACCUCCUUCUCCGUCUUGUUUACGGAGCCGAGUGCCGGGGUUCUGUUUAUCGGCCCCUUCAGUGGAUUUGUGCCGUUCCGCCGGCUGCUCCUCGCUCUACGCCGAUCUCCCACAUUUCCGCGUUGCUGGAUUAA
Messenger RNA from Knipowitschia caucasica, 609 nucleotides. NCBI's taxonomy places the organism in Eukaryota, Metazoa, Chordata, Actinopteri, Gobiiformes, Gobiidae. The record is from the annotation of a GenBank genome assembly.